Molecule: messenger RNA, 8489 nt
Organism: Pecten maximus
Lineage: Eukaryota; Metazoa; Mollusca; Bivalvia; Pectinida; Pectinidae
Product: voltage-dependent calcium channel gamma-7 subunit-like
Exons: 3
Coding region: 16-891 (291 amino acids)
Biological process (GO): neurotransmitter receptor transport, postsynaptic endosome to lysosome; postsynaptic neurotransmitter receptor diffusion trapping; calcium ion transport
Cellular component (GO): AMPA glutamate receptor complex; postsynaptic density membrane
Molecular function (GO): voltage-gated calcium channel activity; channel regulator activity
Source: RefSeq, a predicted model, not a curated record
CGACCGAUUAAUCACAUGAACUGCGAGUACAUCCGGUAUUUCACGAUGAACGAUGACAGAGAUGGAUUGCCUCAAACAGAUGCUAUAUUAUUAACAAUGAGAAGAUCCACGUGGUUUCCUUUAGCAAGUCUUCUAAUUCUUUUGAUAGGAACAAUUAUAUGUUUCGUUGGUCAUUGCAAUUCAGGAAGAAAAAAUCUUACCUUUGUCUGUGGGAUUUUAUUUGUACUAGCAGGUUUGUGCACGCUCGUUGGAAUUAUACUUUACAUAGGCAGCAUUACAGAGGAGGUUGGAAAUAAAGGCAAAGGCAACUCUAUGGAGGAUCCAAAGUUUAAAUAUUAUUACGGAUCGUCCUUUAUGAUGGCAGUUUCGUCGUUUGCAUUGACAGAGUUAUCGGGUGUGUUUUCUGUGUAUCUGUAUAUAACACGUUACAAACACUCACAACGAAAGAAACUGCAGCAAAUGUUAAAGAGCGAACAAAACGAUAGAGGAAAUAGAUGGCGCUAUAGGAAAUCUCCGUCUCAGUCACGAGACCGGUCACAGUCCCGGGACCGCUCCGGCGACCCUUCUCUCAGUCGUUCUGAGAGUUAUUACACCUACACACCAAUAUCGGAAACUACUUCUCAUGAACUUUCUAAUUAUACAUUUCCUAGAGAGGUUUCCGGCAAUACCAUAUCAACGACUGUAGAUACCCAUGCUCCACGUGACCAUGCAUCACGUGACCAUGCACAGCGUGAUCAUAUACCCCGCGAUCACAUACCACGUGACUAUCUACCACGUGAUCACCUGCCACGGGACCAUCUACCACGUGAUCAUUAUCCACGUGACCACAGCCAGCGUGACCAUAUACCUGUGCCAACAGAUACGUUUUUGCGACGGACAACCCCCGUAUAACGAUUCAGGGGUAAUAUGAGGUAUACCCCAUAUUUAACGUUUGAAGGGUAAUAUGAAAUAUACCCCAUGUUUUAUGUUUGGGGGUAAUAUGAGGUAUACCUCGUAUAUAACGUCUAAGGGGAUAGCAUAUAUGCUUAAAAGUGGUCUACGGCAAAGAAGAUGGUGAAAGUAUAAACGUGAGAAUGUAUUAAUCUAUAAUCCAUUCAUUAAAUCAUACAUGUAUACGGCCUUACUGGAUAAGAAGUGAGUGGUCCUAAAUGUGUGUGAUUGCAUGAAAAGGUUGUAUAUGUGUUAUACAGGCUGCUGUGUUCAAUCUUUGUAUGCAAUUCAUAUAUGGUAUGGGUUGUACACGUGUGCUGGCGGACAUCAGAGAAUUUAUGACUGUUUAGUAUUUGUAGAUCUAGAUUAAAUCCUUCUUUGCCAAGAAUGAAAUGAUAACGGAUAAGGGCUGUUUUUAUCCCGAAUUAGCUGACGUAUUACGUCGGUAGUAAUGACAUGGUUUACUAUGACUUUGAAGGCACAGCCUUGCCCGACGGCCCUUGGAACAUAUGUUACGUGCGACGGUGUUAGGAUCGCACCACAAGAUGACAUUGGUAUCAUGGAUCCGCAGGUCGGCUCGGUACCUUAUACAUGGCGAAUGUCGGUACCACGAAUGUAUGUCAGUUUUUAGUGUUGUUUGGUCGACUCGGUACCGUGGGCAGAUUGUGUAACGUAGAUUUGGGUCGGCCCGGUACCGUGGGCAGAUUGUGUAACGUAGUUUGGGUCGGCCCGGUACCGUGGGCAGAUUGUGUAACGUAGUAUGGGUCGGCCCGGUACCGUGGGCAGAUGUGUAACGUAGAUUUGGGUCGGCCCGGUACAGUGGGCAGAUUGUGUAACGUAGAUUUGGGUCGGCCCGGUACCGUGGGCAGAUUGUGUAACGUAGUUUGGGUCGGCCCGGUACCGUGGGCAGAUUGUGUAACGUAGUUUGGCUCGGCCCGGUAUCGUGGGCAGAUUGUAUAUUGUGGCAGAUUUGUUGCUGGGUCGGCUGGCUAUCAUGGACAGAUUGUAUACUUCGUAGAGAAUAUUGUUUUGUCGACCCCGUACAGUGGACAGACUGCAUACUAACUAAUAUGCACUCUAGUGAGCGGUCUAUACCAUAGACCAUCAUGGUACAUCUUUGUUUCAGGAAUGGGUUGACAGACACGUUGCCAUUUAUUACAGAUGUGUAGACAUAUUGUUCUAGUGACAGCCAGUGACAAAGGCCGGUUAACAAGUCGUUGUUUGGGAUCAGCUAGAAGGCUAGAUUUAGUGGUUGGGGCAUCUGGUUUGGUAGAACGAGGUGGUAACGAGCUGGUAUUGUAUGUUGGACGGACUUGUAUGGUAAAGAUUUGUAGGUGGGACGAACUGGUAUUAUAGAGAUUUCCUAUAUUGACGGACUUGUAUGAUAAAGAUUAGAUGGUGGGACGAAUACAGAAGAGCACCCAUAUCUGUCCACGGCAAAAUGAAAAAUUAUGAAUCAUAUUUAUUUUGAAUAUAAUAUUGAUAUUGUGUAUAUAGAAACAGGUAAGACUGAAGGACAUACACAUACGACAAAGUGAUUUUAUUUUGUAUAGCAAUCAGGAGAUCAUGUUGAAAUCAUACAGCGCUGAAGCUGAAUACACACCAUGUUAACUAGUCGGAUGUAGAAGGCAUAGGUUUUAAGUAAUUGCCAAUACACAUUCAUUUCUUCAAAUCAUGAUUUGCUACCCAUCUUUGAAUAAUUCAUUUUCAUAAAUAGUCUGAUCGUUUACAUGAGAAACAGAAGAUUAAAACCAGUUAUUCUCUUACUCUGUGCGAAAUUCGAAGUGAGUAUUCUCCUGUCCUCUGUUCGACAGUUAGAGUUUGUUACUGUCUCCCACUGUAGACAUUGAGAGUGUGUUACUGUCUCCCACUGUAGACAUUAGGAGUAUGUUACUGUCUCCCACUGUAGACAGUGAGAGUGUGUUACUGUCUCCCACUGUAGACAGUGAGAGUGUGUUACUGUCUCCCACUGUAGACAUUGUAGACAGUGAGAGUAUGAUACUGUCUCCCUUUGUAGACAGUGAGAGUGUGUUACUGCCUCCCACUGUAGACAGUGAGAGUGUGUUACUGUCUCCCACUGUAGACAGUGAGAGUAUGUUACUGUCUCCCACUGUAGACAUUAGGAGUGUGUUACUGUCUCCCACUUUAGACAGUGAGAGUGUGUAACUGUCUCCCACUGUAGACAUUGGGAGUGUGAUACUGUCUCCCACUGUAGACACUGGGAGUUUGUUACUGUCUCCCACUUUAGACAGUGAGAGUGUGUUACUGUCUCCUAUUGUAGACAGUGAGAGUGUGUUACUGUCUCCCACUGUAGACAUAAGGAGUAUGUUACUGUCAUGUACUGUAGACAUUAGGAGUGAGUGUGCUACUGUCCUUCAAUAUAGACAGUGAGAGUGUGUUACUGUCUCACUUGGUAGACAUUAGGAGUAUGUUACUGUCCUACACUGUAGACAUUAGGAGUGUGUUACUGUCUCCCACUCUAGACAGUGAGAGUGUGAUACUGUCUCCCACUGUAGACAGUGAGAGUGUGUUACUGUCAUACAAUGUAGACAUUAGGAGUGUGUUACUGUCUCCCACUGUAGACAGUGAGAGUGUGUUACUGUCUCCCACUGUAGACAGUGAGAGUGUGUUACUGUCACCCAUUGUAGCAUUAGGAGUGUGUUACUGUCUCCCACUAUAGACAGUGAGAGUGUGCUAUCUUCUCCCACUGUAGACAGUGAUGGUGUGUUACUGUCUCCCUCUGUAGACAGUGAGAGUGUGUUAUCUUCUCCUACUGUAGACAUUGAAAUUGUGUUACUGUCUCCCACUGUAGACAGUGAGAGUGUGUUACUGUCUCCUAUUGUAGACAGUGAGAGUGUGUUACUGUCUCCCACUGUAGACAUAAGGAGUGUGUUAUCUUCUCCUACUGUAGACAGUGAGAGCGUGUUACUGUCUCCCACUGUAGACAUUACGAGUGUGUUACUGUCUCCCAAUGUAGACAGUGAGAGCGUGCUAUCUUCCACUGUAGACAGUGAGAGUGUGUUACUGUCUCCCACUGUAGAUAGUGAGAGUGUAUUACUGUCUCCCACUGUAGACAGUGAGAGUGUGUUACUGUCUGCCACUGUAGACAUUAGGAGUGUGUUACUGUCUCCCACUGUAGACAGUGAGAGUGUGUUACUGUCUCCCACUGUAGACAGUGAGAGUGUGUUACUGUCAUACACUGUAGACAUUAGGAGUGUGUUACUGUCUCCCACUCUAGACAGUGAGAGUAUGAUACUGUCUCCCAUUGUAGACAGUGAGAGUGUGUUACUGUUCUACAAUGUAGACAUUAGGAGUGUGUUACUGUCUCCCACUGUAGACAGUGAGAGUGUGUUACUGUCUCCCACUGUAGACAGUGAGAGUGUGUUACUGUCUCCCACUGUAGACAGUGAGAGUGUGUUAUCUUCUCCUACUGUAGACAGUGAAAGUGUGUUACUGUCUCCCACUGUAGACAGUGAGAGUGUGUUACUGUCUCCUAUUGUAGACAGUGAGAGUGUGUUACUGUCUCCCACUGUAGACAUAAGGAGUGUGUUAUCUUCUCCUACUGUAGACAGUGAGAGCGUGUUACUGUCUCCCACUGUAGACAUUACGAGUGUGUUACUGUCUCCCACUGUAGACAGUGAAAGCGUGCUAUCUUCUUCCACUGUAGACAGUGAGAGUGUGUUACUGUCUCCCACUGUAGAUAGUGAGAGUGUAUUACUGUCUCCCACUGUAGACAGUGAGAGUGUGUUACUGUCUCCCACUGUAGACAUUAGGAGUGUGUUACUGUCUCCCACUGUAGACAUUGAGAGUGUGAUACCGUCUCCCACUGUAGACAGUGUGAGUGUGUAACUGUCUCCCACUGUAGACAGUGAGAGUGUGUUACUGUCUCCCACUGUAGACAGUGAGAGUGUGUUACUGUCUCCUAUUGUAGACAGUGAGUGUGUUACUGUCUUCCACUGUAGACAGUGAGAGUGUGUUACUGUCUCCCUUUGUAGACAGUGAGAGUGUGCUAUCUUCUUCCACUGUAGACAGUGAGAGUGUGUAACUGUCUCCCACUGUAGACAGUGAGAGUGUGUUAUCUUCUCCCACUGUAGACAGUGAGAGUGUGUUACUGUCUCCCACUGUAGACAGUGAGAGUGUGUUACUGUCUCCUAUUGUAGACAGUGAGUGUGUUACUGUCUUCCACUGUAGACAGUGAGAGUGUGUUACUGUCUCCCUUUGUAGACAGUGAGAGUGUGCUAUCUUCUUCCACUGUAGACAGUGAGAGUGUGUAACUGUCUCCCACUGUAGACAGUGAGAGUGUGUUAUCUUCUCCCACUGUAGACAGUGAGAGUGUGUUACUCUCAUACAAUGUAGACAUUAGGAGUGUGCCACUUCCCUGCACUGUAGACAGAGGGGGUAUGUAACUGAACUACACUGUAGAUUUUAGGAGUAUGCUACGUGUAGUGUACGACAUUGAAUGUGAGUUCGUUAGUAACUGUCCUAAACCGAGUAAUAUCUGAUAGGAGGAUGGACGGGUGAUUUGUAUCAGCGGAAAUAUGGAAUAGGCACACAAUUGUUUAUCUGAAACAUCGAACUGGUCCCUGGUCCACAUGGUUGUACAUGCCAUUUCCUCAUACACUCAUGUUGUUUAUCAUAAUUACGGGAAUGUAUAGUGUUCUAUAACACACAUAUUAUAUAGUUAUUGUUAAAUAUAGAUAUGAUACAUGUAUAUAAAUGUGUAUAUAUAUGUAUAUAUAUAUAUAUAUAGUUAUUGAGAUGGAUACUUUGUACGUAUAUUUUUCACGCAUGACUAGACUGUGGUUCAGUAGGUACGUAUGGUAGUUAACUGUGUUGUCACGUGCUUUAUGUUAGACUCGACUCACUGGAAGCCAUGCUUCUGAUUGGUGUAUUUUAAGUGUACUUUUAUUUGUAUAAAUUAGACUUUUCUUUCUGUACGUUAUAGCGAGUUCGGUAGAGACGCCAGAUUUUAUUUAAUGGCGUCACUCAGAGCUGCUCAUAACGUGUUUGUGAGCAUUCGCAUUUUGGCUGGGAGCGCCCGCGAGUGAAUUGUCUUGCGUUCGGUCGUGCGCCGUUUGAUGAGUAAUGUGAAGUUAUAGUUAGAUCAUUGUAGUUAUCCGUUUAGAUAUCCUAUAUACAUAUCAAAUUAUUAAAAUACUAGCGUUUGCUUUUAUAUUCUUCAAUGCUACGGCGAGGAUUUGUAGAUUGUGAUAUGUUUAGUUGUAAACGUUCCGUAUCAUCAUCUGACGUCAUCAAUAUUGUCAGGACUCAUGUUUUACCACGUGCUACAGCAUAUGACUUCAGCAUUAAUACAUUGUAUCCGAACAUGUCGCCAUUUCCGGUAUUUUACAGUGAAUAUUGGUUGGACUGGACGUUGGGAUAUUUUUCAUUGUUUGUUCAUCACAUAUCAAUGAACAUGGACAUUGAUCAUCCAUUUAGAUUUUCAUAGUUGUUGCAUUUGACCAUGUUGACCAGGGAUGCAUGUAUAUACCAUUACUGUCAUCUCAAAUGGGUACUGAUAUGAACUUCCCAUUUACUCAUGAUCAUGUGGCCCUACUCUGCCCGCUCCUACCAUAAUGCGCCAUUUCGAAAACCCAACGUAUAUACCACACAAUACCAUGACCGUAUUUGUAUAAACGAUGGAAGCGGCUAUUCGGGAUAAAUUUGUAUAUUUUUUACUUUUGUUUGGUGUUGUGAGACAGGCCGAUGAGAGAGUGUAAGUAAUGUUUUACUGAACACUACUUUGGGCUUGGAAAUGGCUCGCUUGUGGAGUGUCUACAAGUAUUAGUUUGUGAAUACUGGCCAAUAACACAGUUCCGUUUAGGUUUCAACGUGCACAUCUACACCUCAACAAAAACAGUCUACAUGCAUUAGCCCAUAGAGAGAGCACGCGGUACCAUCGUGUGACCGAGAGAACAUGUUUGAAUAUUUGUGUUUAUCAAAGAUAGGAUUUCAUUGUCCGCAAUUCGUAUUGUUGUAAACACAGGAACCGGAAGUUUUAUUCAGUAUAUAUGUAAGCCUAUCUGUACCGAACUAGCGUUUACAUAACACAUACCUUUAGUUAUAUGACGGCCUGUUUGAACGGAUGUUCGGUCAAGAGUGUACAGGUUUUCGGUUCAGCGUGCACACAGGUGUUCGGCCAAGGUGUUACGGGUGUACAAUCCAGCAGGUAAGGGGUGUACGAUUAAGCGUGUGCAUGUGUUUGGUCCCUAGGGAACAGAUGUUCGAUCCCACGUGCAUAGGUGUUCGGUCCAGCUUGUACAGGUGUACGGUCUGGCGUGUACAGGUGUUCGGUCCCGCGGGUACAGAUAAUCGGUCCCGCGUGUACAGGUGUUCGGUCCCGCGGGUACAUAUGUUCGAUCCCGCGUGUACAGUUGUUCGGUCCAACUUGUGCAAGUGUACGGUCCCGCGUGUACAGGUAUUCGGUCCAACUUGUGCAAGUGUACGGUCCCGCGUGUACAGGUAUUCGGAUCAGCGUGUCCAGGUGUAUGGUCCGGCGUGUACAGGUGUUCGGAUCAGCGUGUACACGUAUUCGGUUACGCGUGUGCAGGUAUUCGGAUCAGCAUGUACACGUAUUCGGUUAAGCGUGUACAGGUAUUCGGAUCAGCGUGUACAGGUGUUCGGUCCAGCGAGUACAGGUGUUCGUCCCGCGUGUGCACGUAUUCGGUUAAGCGUGUACAGGUGUUCGGUCCCGCGUGUACAGAUGUUCGGUCCGGCGUGUACAGGUGUACGGUCCAACAUAAUUGUAUAAAUGUAUAAAUGUAGUUUGUGUAACACAUGCAUACGACAUAUAAAUAUAUAUGUAUAAUAUCGUUAUACCAACACAUAGGACAUACAUGUACAGAAUGUAUGUGCGAAUAUAUAUAUAUACAUAUGUGUACAUCUGUAUAGUAUACACACCUGUACCGAUAGAUCAUUUAUGUAAGGCCAUAUACCUGUUUCGAUUAAGUGGUAACACAUUCUGCAGGCAAAGCCUUUAUUUACGGAUACUACUGUUCAGGAAGAGUUUUGUGAAUUUACCUGUACUAGUAUAGCCUUUAUUAUUGGUUUCAUAUUACAUCUUGUCUAGAGAAGUCCAAUUUCACGAUUUUGCUACAUAUACUCAUUUUUUUACUUUGUCCUAAUUGACUGUAUCUGCCCCGGUGUUACUUGGAAGACAGUCGCAUUUACUCCUUGGAAGGUAAAUGUGUGUAUUCCCUUGGAAGGCAGUUAUAUUUACUACCUUUAAGGCAGUCUUGCAUGUAUUACCUCCCUUUGAAGAACUCUUACAUGUUUUAUCUCCCCUGAAGGCAGUCGAUUUCCCGAAGAAAGUCGUAUUUCUUUGACUAUUACAGAUAGUGUUUGCCACUAUUUUUACACACUGUAACGUGAUCGUGACCCUUCUCAUAUACCGUUGGAUAUGCAGACUACCUGCUAGACAAACGAGUACCGGUAUACCCCGUACGGCACCCACUCCUAACAUUGUAUGUAGAUUUGGAAAAAAAAAUCCACAAUAUUAUAUUCUGUCGACUUUUGUACGUGCUUUUGUAUGGUAAUAUAUAUACAUUUAUUUCUACUAA